Gasterosteus aculeatus aculeatus (three-spined stickleback) is the source of this 2235-nucleotide messenger RNA. The record is from RefSeq and is a predicted model, not a curated record. Lineage: Eukaryota; Metazoa; Chordata; Actinopteri; Perciformes; Gasterosteidae.
AUUGAACUCUUCUACUCCUCACAGAAAGAGAUUCAAGCCAUGAGCCAGUGCCACCACCCCAACAUCGUGUCUUACUACACCUCGUUCGUGGUGAAGGACGAGCUGUGGCUGGUCAUGAAGCUGCUCAGCGGUGGCUCUGUGCUGGACGUGAUCAAGCACAUCAUCUCCCGGGGGGAACACAAGCAGGGCGUCCUGGACGAGGCCAGCAUAGCCACGGUGCUGAAAGACGUGCUGGAGGGCCUGGAGUACCUGCACAGGAACGGGCAGAUCCACAGAGAUCUCAAAGCCGGAAACAUUCUCCUCGGGGACGACGGUUCAGUGCAAAUUGCAGACUUCGGCGUCAGCGCCUUCCUUGCCGCGGGUGGUGACAUGACUCGAAACAAAGUGCGCAAAACCUUUGUCGGAACGCCGUGCUGGAUGGCCCCAGAGGUCAUGGAGCAGGUGAGGGGUUAUGAUUUCAAAGCAGAUAUCUGGAGUUUCGGGAUCACGGCCAUCGAGUUCGCCACGGGCGCCGCGCCUUAUCACAAAUACCCACCGAUGAAGGUCUUGAUGCUGACGCUGCAGAAUGACCCCCCGGGCCUGGAGACCGGCAUCACGGACAAGGAGGUUGUUAAGAAAUACGGCAAAUCCUUCAGGAAGAUGGUUUCCUUGUGUCUGCAGAAGGACCCGGAGAAAAGGCCGACGUCCUCCGAGUUGUUGAAGCAUAAAUUCUUCCAGAAAGCAAAGAACCAUGAGUAUUUACACGAGAAGCUGCUCCAGAGGGCGCCCACGAUAACGGAGAGGUCGAAACGGGUGCGCCGAGUGCCGGGCUCCAGCGGUCGGCUCCACAAAACGGAGGACGGCGAAUGGGAGUGGAGCGACGACGAGCUGGACGAAGAGAGCGAAGAGGGCAAACUGGCCGUCGCCGCCUUGCGGUCACCAAGAGUGAAGGAGGGGUCGCAGAAUUCCGAGGUCUUCCAGACUCCCGAGCCCUUCGGUAGUCCGGUCCAGCUGACGGCGGCGGGUGAGUUUAAACGUGGGCUGCAGGUCCCGCUGCAGCCCACGCCGGUCAGCACUCAGCCCGCUGCUCCGGCUGUACCGACCGCUGCUCUCUCACAGGUGCAAGCUGCCUCCAGCGACGUCAAUGCCCCCAUUAGUUUGGUGUUACGGUUAAGAAAUUCAAAGAAGGAGCUGAAUGACAUCCGCUUUGAAUUCAUGCCAGGGAGAGACACAGCAGACGGUGUGUCCCAGGAGCUGGUGUCCGCAGGCCUGGUGGACGGGAGGGACUUAGUAAUAGUUGCUGCAAAUUUGCAGAAAAUAGUUGAUGAACCUCAAGCCAAUAAAAAUGUCACUUUCAAACUGGCCUCUGGAACGGAGGAAUCUGAAGUGCCAGAUGACGUCAAACUGAUGGGCUUUGCUCAGCUCAGCAUUAGCUAAACUGUCGAACUGCCCGGGACCGCGACUCGCCUAAAAAAUGUGAAAAUACAACAAAAAAAUACAGUUCAAUUUAUUGCUGUUCCUAUGGCGUUAAAGAAACCCCGACUGCCAAAGAAAACAGCACCUUUUGUCCCCCGUAGGAUUACACGGUGCCAUAUUCAAUCAGAAGCAUCAGACAGUAAAAGAAUCCCUAAAAAAACGUUCCGUUACCUGUAGGAGGAUGCUGGAGGAUCUCAAAGGAGCCGUCGGCGAUCUCCUUCCUGCUCUCCUUCAUCCCUCGUUUCCCUCUCUGUUCAGUCCGUGAUGCAUUUGCACAAUCUCAACUAACGCCCUUGAAUCUUGAUAAGUGUAACGAUGCCUUAUAAUCAUCAGAACUACUGAAUGCACGUUUUUUGGGGGGGGAGUCCCCCAUUUACCAUACGAAGCAUUAUUUUGUCUGAAAUGUUCAAAUGUGGUUUCUCUCGCUCGCGUCAAACUUUUUAUUUCAUUUUGAGCGACGGUACGAUGCUGCUCACUAAACCAGGAAAUACACACUUCUGUAGUCAACAAAUGUAAAGUGGAUUUACGUUGUCAGACGCUCAACAAUCUCUAAAGCAUAGCGCUGGUUUUAUUCUGUGUACCUUGAAGUAAUUGGCGUCUCUUCUCUGUGCAAAAAGACCCAAACCAACAAUGUGUUCGCUUCACAGGUCAGAUAUAUUUCUUAAACAUCUGGCCACUAUGAACAGCAACAAACAGACAAUAGCAGAAGUCUUGUACUUAUGAGUGUUGAUACAACCAGCGCCAUCGGAAAGGAAGAGAUUAAAUGAUUACACAAACACA